This is a messenger RNA of Erythranthe guttata (spotted monkey flower), 918 nucleotides long. RefSeq lists its product as uncharacterized. NCBI's taxonomy places the organism in Eukaryota, Viridiplantae, Streptophyta, Magnoliopsida, Lamiales, Phrymaceae. The record is from RefSeq and is a predicted model, not a curated record. Gene Ontology annotation, biological process: tetrapyrrole biosynthetic process. Gene Ontology annotation, molecular function: uroporphyrinogen-III synthase activity.
AUGGUCCUCAAUUUACAGCAAAACCCUCAUUCGGCACCCACGACCGCCCCUGUAAUCGCCUUCACCACCCCGAAGAACUAUGCCAGCAGACUCUCUGACGUCAUACGCCUCAAGGGCUGGACUCCUCUGUGGUGCCCUACACUCUCCGUCGACACCACCCCACACACCACUUCCUCCAUCCAACACUACUUUCUCUCUCUAGACCCCCCUCUCCGUCAUUUCUCCGCCGUUGCAUUCACUUCCAGAACCGGAAUCACCGCCUUCUCAGAAGCUCUGUCCGCCAUCGCCGCUGCACCUCCGUUCGGCCCAGAUGGAGAUCUUUUCACACUUUCAGCUCUGGGGAAAGAUUCUGAGCUUCUCACUGAAUCUUUCGUCGCUAAAUUGUGCGUGAAUCCGGCGAGAGUAAGGGUACUUGUUCCUCCAAUUGCGACGCCGAGUGGGCUGGUGGAAGCUUUGGGAUUGGGAUUGGGGAGAAAGGUUUUGUGCCCUGUCCCUCUCGUGAUAGGAUUGAAAGAGCCGCCGGUGGUGCCGGAGUUUCUGGCGGGUUUAGCCAGGCGGGGUUGGGUCCCCGUCAGAGUAAAUGCUUACGAAACGCGGUGGCGCGGCGGUGGUGUUGCGGGGCUGGUGGCCGGAAUGAUGGAGGAGCAUUGCGGUGUGGAUGCUAUUGUGUUCACGAGCACGGCGGAGGUUGAGGGGCUGCUGAAGAGCUUGGAGGAACUGGGAUUGGAUUGGGGGAUGGUGAGGCGGAUGUGCCCGCGAUUGGUGGCGGCGGCGCACGGCCCUGUGACGGCGGUGGGGGCGGAGCAAUUGGGUGUGGAGAUUGAUGUGGUUAGUUCCAAGUUUCAUAGUUUUUACGGCGUUGUGGAUGCACUCGACUGCUGGUGGAAAUCUUUCCACUGCUCAACUUCACCAUCUUAG